Molecule: messenger RNA, 1203 nt
Organism: Helianthus annuus (common sunflower)
Lineage: Eukaryota; Viridiplantae; Streptophyta; Magnoliopsida; Asterales; Asteraceae
Exons: 1
Coding region: 175-666 (163 amino acids)
Molecular function (GO): enzyme inhibitor activity
Source: RefSeq, a predicted model, not a curated record
UUGAAGUACUUUUCACGAUCCAUACACAUACAUGGAAUUCAACAACACUAAUUUGUUCUUGGUUUCCUUCUUUUCUGUAUUCUUAUUCCAUUCCAUCAUCCCUGCACUAGUUUCACUCUCACAAGAAACUCUUACUUCCACCACUCCCCCUGUACUCGUGCCACGACUCGAAACAUGGGCUCGCGCAAUGCAGCUCCACCCGAGUCACCCCAAUUCCCAUCCCACUCUUCAGCAAUGCAAGCAUCCGAAUCCUAUUCUCCUCCACCAACCACUCCAUUCCUCGAUGGGAACUUGGGAAAGACAAUGAAAUCCAUUGCACGCUUCACUUCCAUUCAAGCUCAAAGGCUUUCCACCACCAAAGGACAUGAAGCCAAGGUCCUUAAAAUUUGUAAAGAGAGCUAUGACAAUGCGUCAACCGAUCUCCAACAGGCAAUGAAAGCAUUGUCAUCCAAGAACGUUGAACGUGUGAACUCGUUGCUUAACACUGUUUUGUCAGAUGUUGGAGCUUGUAGACACGAGUAUGCGGGAAAACUCUCCCCCUUUGCUAAUUAUGAUGACACGGUUACAAAGAUGACUAGAAGUUGCCUCGUAGUUCUUCGUUUGGCUGCUCCGUCAACCCCUACGCAUGCUUAUACAAAUGACAAUGACUCCAUCAAGAUAUCAUGAUGUUUGAUUUCAGACCACCAUGUUAGUGUUUCACUUGCGUUUAUCGUUUGUUGGGUUGAGAGACUACUAGACCAGUUAUUGUGCCUAAAAAACGAAUGUAACAGACGUUCGAGGGAAUGUACCAUUGAAAUUAAGAAUCUUAAUGUGAAGUUCGAUUACCAUAAUCAAUCUUAACUUAGAUACUAACAUAAGUAGAGGCUAUUUGUUUCAAAGAAUAUACAUGGUUUCUGGCACAAAUAUAUGAUUGAAUAUUACAUCUUUGCACAUUGUUCUCAAAAGGUUGAAGCAUGACCUUGCAUCAAAACCAUCUUACGUUCAUUGCGUGAGAAGUAAGUCAAACUCAUUGAUACAGCUAAAGUCGCUCUUAUGACUCCAAGCAAACUAUUCCCUUAACGCCCAAAAGUAAAUUCUUUAUAAAUCAUGUUCAUCCUUGGUAAUACUGAUAUUGAGCUAGGCUUAAUUCUCAUUAACCAUCUCGAUCAAACCUUCAAGCCUAUAUAUAUAUAUAGGGUAAGGUUCAUGCGAGAACCACCUUUA